Molecule: messenger RNA, 1602 nt
Organism: Diplodia corticola
Lineage: Eukaryota; Fungi; Ascomycota; Dothideomycetes; Botryosphaeriales; Botryosphaeriaceae
Product: wd repeat-containing protein
Exons: 3
Coding region: 1-1602 (533 amino acids)
Molecular function (GO): protein binding
Source: RefSeq, a predicted model, not a curated record
AUGCCGCUCCGCCGCCCUCUUCCUCCACCAUCCUCACUGCGCUGGUCUGCUGCACCUGCGUAUCCUGCUCCGAUCGCGUCGCCAACCACGGCCGAGCAAGAUACCAAUCCAGGCAGCAUGCUUCCGGCCGAUGCUCGCCCUGAAGCUGACCCUGUCGCCAAUAUGAUGACCAGCGCUGCAGAAGAUCUCGACUCAAGGAUGCCGAUCGCGACGCAAGCUGGCGCUGAGCAACACGACAACAAUGUGCAAAGCUGGUCCGAAUACACGAUGGCUAACCUUCCUGGCUUCGGCAUUACUCCUCCGCAGCUCAUUGAAUCUUGCCCUCCUUACCCGGUCCGCAGCGGACCCAAUUACAGAGCAUACCAUGCCCAGAAAGAUGCAGCGUGGUCCCCCGAUGGCAAGUGUGUUCUGCAGCUGAGCGAAGAUAGGUGCCUGCGAACACAUUUGAUGUUCGAGCCGCCGUCCCGCCUGAUUGGCGUUCACGAAUCACCUGAGUCCAUCCGUGCCUUCGCAGCCGCUCCAUUGUUCGACAGUGAUGAUCCGAUGACCAUGUGUGUACUUGCGUCUGUCAAGGAAGAGCCGAUCCGCCUAUUCAACAUCAACGAUCCAAACUCGGAAGUAUACGCUUCAUAUCCUCUCAUGUACGAUACAGAUGACGUGCUUCACAUCCCGGUGGAUUGUAUCAAGGUGUUGCCGAACGGCCAUCAGUUCGUCGCCGCCGGCGCCAACUGCUUAGCGAGGUUCGAUAUCGAAGGGAGUAGCUCAAAGCCAGUGGAACAGCUCUACACCCACAACAAAUGUAGAAAGAAGAACAAGCUCAACCCGUACGCUCUCAGCAGCAAGAUCUCGGCCAUUGACUACCGCUAUGACGGCGGAGUACUCGCCGUCGGCACCUGGGGCAACAAGAUCGGCUUCUACGAGGAUUUUGGCGUCGGCGAGGUCAUGUCGGUCGAUUACCUGUCUGAAAUGCGCAGCCCCGAUCUCGCCGGCGGCGUCCAGACUCUGCGUUGGAGCCCGGACGGCAACUACCUCUACAUAUGCGAGCGCAUGUCGGACUUGCUCACCAUAUUGGACGUGCGCAUGGCACUUCGUCAGGUAUCCUUCCUCACUGGUCGUCACGCCAUGUCGAAGCAGAGGCAUGGCUUCGACAUCAUGGUCGAUGACCAGGGCCACCACGUCAUCGCCGGUGGUAGCGAUGGUGCCGUGCGUGUCUGGCACAACCCUACUGCGCGCUCAGAGGAAUUCACGGGACCUGAUGUCGAGUGGCAAGCUCACGAUGACCACAUAGCGGCCGUUGCCGUCAACCCCAUCUGGCCCGACUUUUUGGUCACGACGGCCGGAUCUCGUCACUUCCCAGCCGAAGAGGAUUAUGACAUCAGCGACAGCUCGGAGACCGAUGAAGAUUCGGACAUGGAUGAUGACAGCAGCGAGGAAGAUUCGGACACGAUUGACAGCAUCAGAGAGGAAGAUUCCGACACGGCAGAUGAGAGCAACGGUGGAGAGUCGCGCCAUGGUGUCGUUUCACAGGGUCCGCGCGCUCCUGUGCCUAAUGGCUGGAUGAAGCUCUGGCGCUGGGACAUGCAGGCAGGGUUGUUGUUGUGA